UUUGUCUCUCCUUUUUUUGAAUACUAUUUUUUGCCGCAAAACGCAAGACGCUUUUUACGUAAACACCGCAUUAGGAGAUAAUUUAUACAGCAUUUAUUUUUAUUUUCUUAUUUAUGUCUACUCUCUGCCAGCAUUAAUAAGUCGUAUAGACUCUCCGCUCAUUCAUUUAGCGGAGAGUCUACCCCAUCCAUCGUGUCUUACAGGGCUAGACUCACUAAUUUAAUAUCCUUUAACAAGAGGUUCAACGGUAAUAGAAUGAAUCCGUUAGUGAUACGUUAGUGCUAAGUGUCAGCAGGUAUUGCUGUAUCGAUUUUGUGAUAUUAGGGGUUGGAGGGAUAGUUGGAGGGAUACCGUAGAUAUCAUGGGAUUUGAAGGGUUUAAUGCGAUUUAAGAGAUACCGGGGGAUUACGGAGGAUUUCCUGUGAUUUGGAGAAUUGAGGGAAGGAUUCAAGGAAGGGGGAUUUGGAUGAAUUAAAAGGGAGCUGGGCCUAGGGUUUUCCGAGCCGCUCCUCGAUAGCAAGAUAUUCAGAUCAGGGCUUCCUCCUUAUAGCGCCGCAUGCAAAAUUUUGAAAAUCCUUAUAGCCCUUAUAACGCUUCCAUUUUUGUCUACAAAAAACUAGGCACACAAGAAAAAAGAAGAAACUCGAAAAAAAAGUUUUAUAAGGCCCUAACUGCCUGUUUUAUAAGGCCCUAACUGCCUGUUUUUAUUUUAUUUAAAGAAAAACUCAUGAUUCAAGACCUGCCAUUAAAUUAUUUUUUGCCUUGUAGAAUCUCGCGCUGCGAAUCGAUGGAAAGAAGCGUCAGCUGAGAUUUUAUUUAAACACUCCCCUCUUCCCCAUUUCUAGCUACAAGUCUUAUAGCUAAUUCCCCCUCUCAUUUAUUUAUUUUUCUAGCCAAAAAAUUAAAUUUUGUAUUCAAUCUCUCAUUUAAAAAAAUAUAUACAUUUUGCCAAAAAAAGAGAAUAUUCAAAAAGACAGGAGAGAGAGCGUAUAAAAACGAGAGAAUGGUAGACAAAACAAAAAUGUUGUUUCUGUCUUCUAAUCUUGUUUGUCUUGCUUUGAUUCUGAUUUCUAUUUUUGAUAAAUAUGGAGCUGAAAAACCCACAACAAUACAAAACAAUCUUGCGUUUGCUACGUUCCCGUCAACUGAUACAACAAAACGAUACAAAUUUAAUGAAGGUGGGGGCAAUAUAAAUUAG
This is a messenger RNA of Meloidogyne enterolobii, 1198 nucleotides long. Lineage: Eukaryota; Metazoa; Nematoda; Chromadorea; Rhabditida; Meloidogynidae. The record is from the annotation of a GenBank genome assembly.